AUGGCACCCAGUGCAGUUGGCAACCUCUGCACAUCGACGGCAUGUCUUCAACUGGCCGCAGACAUGAAACAAAGCAUGGCUUUGAACUACACAGAUAUUGAUCCAUGCGAAGACUUUGAGCAAUAUGCUUGUGGCAACUGGGGUACAUACCACGACAUUCCCCAAGGUGAAGAGAGCAUCCUCGGCAUCACGGUCUCGCAAGAACAAACAUACAUCCUCGCAAGAAGAAUCCUAGAGGAUCCCUACCCUACUGGAGACGAUGCCGGUUAUAUCACUGUCAACUUGACAAAGGAGCAGACCAAAGCUGAUAAGAGAAAUCUUGCCAAGAUUCAGCAGGCAUAUCAAGUUUGUCAGAACUACACUGCCAUUGAGGAAGAAGGUCUCGAUGUCUUGUCUCAAAUAGUCGAAACAGUCGUGGAUCUGUAUCCUGCUACUGCUUCGAACGCAACUAAGAACUCCUCUGCUUUGACGGAAACAUUGGCGUUCUUUGAGAGGUUCGGAAUCGGAACUUUCCAACAGAUGUUUAUCCUUCAGAAUGAGUAUGACCCAGAGGAAGUCGUGGCUGGGAUCUCUCCGCCUUUGUUCAACGGAAUUUCGUUGCCGACUACAAACGAAGGUGAGGCAGAAAUGAUCGAACUGAUCUCUGCUCUGCUCAUGGCCACGCACCCUUCCAAGCUCAGCAAUACAACUGCCAUGGCCCUCGCAAAGUCAGUUUACGCCUUCCAAGUGAAACUUGUGAGUGCAUGGGCAUGGAGUGUGAGUAACGAACCCGAUGAUAUCGUCCCUGCAGGAGAUCUCAAGAAGUUGGCUCCGAGUCUUGACUACGAGAGCGUGAUUGAGCAGCUUGCUCCUGAGAACUGGAAAGGAACUAUCACCACUCUUCAGCCAUUAUACUUCAUCAACAUGUCUGAAAUUGUCUCUCAGACAUCAUCGCAAACAGUGCAAGCGUUCUUUGUAUGGCAGAUAAUAUCUUCAGUGUCAUCCUACAUCGAACAUGACUUGACCAACGCCUACAACAACUUUCAAGCCAGACUCCAAGGCAAAGACCCCGAAAGCCCACAGCCUCGCUGGAGAAACUGUGUUGCACUGUUGGACCAGGGGGUUGAUUGGAUCAUUGGUAAUGCUCUUGCUGAAUCUAUCAUCGGUCCUCAUGGUCUAACCUGGAUUCUCACCCGUUUCUUUGUGGAUAAGAACUUUGGGCCCGAUAAGAUCGAAACAGCCUCAGACAUGGUCGACUAUAUCAGAGAGGCUUUCUCAGAUCGAAUCAAGACGCGUGAAUGGGCGACUGAAAAAGUCAAGAAGGCAGCCCUCGAGAAAGUCGAGGCCAUGCAAAAGAUGAUCGCACUUCCCACCGUCCCUGACCCUAUGGACCCUAUUGCUAUUGAGAAGUACUAUUCCGACAUUGAUAUAAGUUCUUCUUUGGUUUUAAAUGCCCUAGCAUUCGCAAAGUCUAGGAUUGCCAAACACUGGAAGAGCCUCUCGAAGCCAUACAACAGAGGUCAACUCAUCAUGACCACCCUUAAAGCGAAUGCGUAUUACGCGCCUACCCGCAAUGAGGUUGGUCUGCUGGCUGGGUACCUCCAAGCACCUCUCUUCGACCCCGGAUACCCUGAUUACAUCAACUACGGAGGUGCAGGUAGCAUUGUUGGUCAUGAGAUCACACACGGUUUCGAUAGUAAAGGAUACAUGUACGACAAGACUGGGAACAAGACCUCCUGGUGGGACCACGAGUCAGAAGAAGCCUUUGUGAACCAGACAAAGUGCUUCGUCGAGCAGUACAGCAACUUCAACAUUACGGGGCCUGAUGGAACAGGUCUCCCCGUGAACGGAAGCCUGACUCUUCCCGAGAACAUCGCCGAUGCCGGAGGUGUCGUGUCAGGUUUUGCAGCCUGGAAGAAACAAGUCAAGGAUAAAGGAAAGGCAAAGAAUCUACCCGGCUUGGAAGAGUUCUCACAUGAGCAACUGUUCUUCCUCAAAUGGGGUCAAACUUGGUGUUCAAAGAUGCAGCCUGAGCUUUCUCUACGACUGCUCACCACCGAUGUACACGCACCCAGCGCCGCGAGGGCUUUGCUGCCUUUGAGAAACUCCGCCGAGUUCAACAAAGCCUUCAAAUGUGCAAAGAAGGAGCCUGUUUGCGAGCUGUGGUGA
Messenger RNA from Fusarium coffeatum, 2148 nucleotides. RefSeq lists its product as uncharacterized. Lineage: Eukaryota; Fungi; Ascomycota; Sordariomycetes; Hypocreales; Nectriaceae. The transcript is spliced from 2 exons. The record is from RefSeq and is a predicted model, not a curated record. Gene Ontology annotation, biological process: protein processing. Gene Ontology annotation, cellular component: plasma membrane. Gene Ontology annotation, molecular function: metalloendopeptidase activity. The coding region runs from base 1 to 2148 and encodes 715 amino acids.